This is a messenger RNA of Pocillopora meandrina, 1062 nucleotides long. The record is from the annotation of a GenBank genome assembly. Lineage: Eukaryota; Metazoa; Cnidaria; Anthozoa; Scleractinia; Pocilloporidae.
AUGUCCAAAACUGUACGAUUUGCGGGAGUUACUAGCAGGGAAUAUGCAGAGUCUGUGGCCACUGACGUCCUCCAGAAGCGACAGGAAAGAAAACUAAGAAAAGAUAAAUCCAGUAAAGGAAAGAAGAAGCCGAGAAGUAGAAGAUCAAACCCUGCUCAAGGAAUAUCCGCAAAUGGAUUGAGAGUUGCAGGAGUUAACCGAGGAUUACUUUCAGAAUUCAUAAUUUUUAUGCUCCUACAAGGAUUCAACUUAUUCAGUAAUUCGUGGGUUUUAAAUGAAUCUCUUAGCGUUCUUAACAAGGUUGAAAAAUACGAAAAAUAUCCCAACGUUUCCACGAUAAACAACACAGUUCCAGACCUCUGUGCUAACGUGCAGUGGGCUAGAGAGAAGAUCAGUAACGAGAUAAAUCAUUUCUCGUCCGUUAUAUACGUCUAUUGUUUCUUCCUUGCCGUGUCUGCUUGUAUCUUCACCUUGCAUUUGUUAGCUUGGUUGUACACGCUUCAACUAUCUUUCAGAAGUCGACGAUUUAACGCCAACACCCAAGAGACUUUAGUAAAGAUGAAGGUGUACUUUCUCAUUGCUGCCAGCCUGCUGCAAGAUAUCCCAAUGUCUACAAUCUCGGCAGAGCUUUAUUCUCUGCAACAAGGCCAGCAAGGUUUGGUUUGCUGGUUCUGCAAGGUCUCAGGCCUUUGUCCUGAGUUGAAGCAGCUUGAAAGCAGGUUGAGUCGGGGCACAACGGCACUCUGGUUAAAUUUCACCGCAAUUGCGCUCACUUCUCUUUGGAAGGGCAUCUCAAGCUUUUACAGGUGGAGCCGAAUCGACACAUGCGAAGCAUUCUAUUUGCGAGCAUGCACGGCUGUAUUUGCGGGAUUUCUGUACUGCGUCGUUAUACUCACGCCAGCCAUGACAGUGCUCAGGUAUCGCUACUUUAUCGGAAUAGACGGUGGAUUGCUCGAGGACGUUAUAGAUAGAGUCUACAUAAUCGGUGCCAUAUUUUGGGUUUUGGUUGUUGCUGUUAUUGUCUGUUGUCCGUUGUUGAAUCUUAUCAGAGUAACGCAAUGA